AAUGUAUACACAUUGGACCCGUAAUUGCUGAAAUAGGGUAAUCAGAAUCAGUAGUAAAGGAAAAAUGUCGAUUCUGUGGGAGAAGAGCGGUACAUGGAGGUGGAUGGUAAGGAAGACCAGGGAUUCGAAGCCAUUUUUCCUCGCAUUCGCCACCGUGUGCGGCGUCGUUCCGGGGGUUAUAGGCUUCUGCGUUAUGCAACUCACGAGCUCCCGCAACCCUGACCUCGAAGCCAAACUCCGCCAGUCUGCGCGCCCUGAAUCUCUAAUGAUGGGUAAAGUUAAUAGAGAGCGGCUUGGAGAAUAUCUUGGGGAACUGAAGAGAAAAGAGGACACCAAUGACAGAUAUGUUGCUGCUCUGAGGGGGGAGACAUUGACUAGAAAACCGUACGUGAGAAUUCAACCAAUCCCAGAGCAAAAUGGUUCCGAAGUUCAAAAGGAACAGAAAUAGACUGUUCGUGAGGUUUUGUUCCAGCUAGAUCUUGAUUUCGAUAUGGGAAAGAGGAGUUGGCUGCGUUGAACUGUCAGUGUGGAUUUGAACUAUUUGCACGGUUGUUUCUAGUGUGGGAUUUCUGUAAAUUGUAUCGGUAUCUUGACAAAAAUAAGCAAUGUCAGAUUGAUUGCUCAGAUGGGGAAUUUUACAUACAUAUAUAUUUGUCGAAAUACUUGAAUCAGGCCUGAUCUUCUACCGGAUUAAAACUUCCACUGUUCAGGUUCUCUUGCCAUGUCAGUAGUGAAAAGUUUUAAUCCUUUUCAUUGGGGGCAAUAGAUCAAUUUCAGUACUUGAAUAGAAUACCAUUUGAAUGAAUCUUCAUUGAGAUACUGUUCCAUCA
Messenger RNA from Olea europaea var. sylvestris, 830 nucleotides. RefSeq lists its product as uncharacterized. The record is from RefSeq and is a predicted model, not a curated record. Bases 65 to 448 code for a protein of 127 amino acids. The transcript has 2 exons. NCBI's taxonomy places the organism in Eukaryota, Viridiplantae, Streptophyta, Magnoliopsida, Lamiales, Oleaceae.